AUUCGUUUACUCUUUGAGAUUUGAAUGACUUCUUCCCACCUCGAUCAUUUUCUUUCUCUCAACCUAGAGAAAUGGCGGCCUUGUUCUCUUUCCCCAGCAGUAGAUUAAUCUCACAUUCCCUUCCACAAAAUCUCUCUAGCCAAACAAGUUUUAAGGCUUAUGUUCUUAGUAAUUUUCACUCUCCAAUUUCACACCAACCUUUGAUCCAUAGAAGCUUUUCUUCAAGGCGCAGACGCCUAGGCGCACUGGUGCCAUUUGAUGCUAAAAGCUCAGAAUCAGGAGGGGGAGAUCAUCGAGCUCUGGAGGCAGUUCUUAAACUUCACAGCGCAAUUAAGAGCAAAAACAUCCAUGAAUUAUCAGAUAUAAUUGGAGAUGAAUGCCGGUGCAUCUGCAAUUUCUUCUCAUUCUUCCAGCCCUUCCAAGGGAAAAUGCAAGUGUUGGAUUUUUUCACUCAUCUGAUUAAAAGCUUUGGAGAUAACGCUGAAUUUGUCAUAAAACCAACAUUGCAUGAUGGAAUGAAGGUUGGUAUUUCAUGGAAACUAGAAUGGAAAAAUACACAUGUGCCUCUAGGAAAGGGUCUCAGCUUCUAUAUAUGCCAUAUCUACCAGGGGAAGGUUUAUAUAAGAGAUAUGGAAAUGUUCAUGGAACCGCUGCUUCACAUUGAACCUCUAAGAAUGAAAUUGAUGGCAUAUGUUAUGGCAGUGAUGGACAAGAUGGAUUUUUACUUGGGAUCCAAGAGUAAAGCCAAGAGAGUUAUAUUUAUUUUACUCGCUCUGUUUUUCAUUUGUACCUCUCUGUUCUUAUUUAAACUCCCUUUCCAUUAGUCUUGAGGCACGAACCAUAGUGAUUAUGUUAACACUCAAAUUCAUUUAUGCUAACAGUAGAA
Molecule: messenger RNA, 886 nt
Organism: Corylus avellana
Lineage: Eukaryota; Viridiplantae; Streptophyta; Magnoliopsida; Fagales; Betulaceae
Source: RefSeq, a predicted model, not a curated record